AGACAGCACAGUUCAAGGACUUGGUAAUGGUAGCAGUACGCAGCAUUUCGUGAGAGAGAGAGAGUGAUAGAGUCACGGCGACGAGCCAAGCAUUCCUAUAUCCCGCUGUCAGAAGAUUGAAAAAUGCUUUACUAAAGCUCUGCCUAGUGUAUAAGGCACACAGCCUAUGCUGGCUCUCUUUAUGUUAUUCUGUUGUAAAUUUGAUAUUUCAUCAUGGAUCUAAUCAGACAUUCUUGUUCAGCAUGUUUAUCAGCUUUUAAGAAGAUUAAUCCCUCGUCGAAAUGCUCUGGUAUAUUCGCGAUGCUUCGUUUCGGAGUUAUAUUAUGGAUAUUACUAAUUACCGCACGGGGAACGAGCUGUGAGGUAACGAUACGGAGAAACACUGUGGUCUCGUGGGCUGAUGAAUUAGGAAGGCGAUUAUACAACCUAAGUAGAACAUACAGUGGAAGCGAUGUUGUUCACGAGCAAUAUAGCAACGAACAGAACAUUGAGAUCGUACCUGUUGAUGGAGUGGAGCUGGUUCGUGAUAUGGCUCACCAGAUGGAGACAAUGUUACAGGACAAGGCUAAAGCUGUCGAGAGAAUCGUUCAGGCGGCCGAGGAAGGUUUUCUGAAUCAUGACUACGACAAUGCAACAGAGUUCACGUACUACAAUGCAAUACUUAUAAAUUCGAAUGCUACAACGAGCCCGGAUUUAGAGAAAGAUAUCCGGAAAGACCUGGACGUUACACCGGAUUCCCAUUUUGAAAACAUCCCGAUCAACACUUCUAUUGCAGCUAUUCAAGUGCCAACUAACGUGUACAAUCAAGGUACUGAAGUGCUGAAUAGUAUUGAAGCCACGGAGUUGUUAGACACAACCUAUCGGGAAAACUACCAAAACGACCCGACUCUGACCUGGCAAUUCUUUGGCAGCAGAACAGGCUACUUCAGAUUGUACCCGGGAUAUAAAUGGAUACCGCCUCAGGAGAAUCUCGAUCUAUACGAUUGUAGAGUACGUGGAUGGUAUGUUGAAGGGGCGACAUCCCCUAAAGACGUGGUGAUUUUGGUCGACAUGAGCGGCAGCAUGACUGGACUCUACGUCGAGAUAGCCAAAUACGCCAUUAAAAAGAUCCUGGACACAUUUGGCGAUAACGAUUUCGUCAACGUCAUCAGCUUCAACGAAACCACCAAGUUUAUUCAGCCUUGUUUUAACGAUACCAUGGUGCAAGCUACUUCAGAUAACAAAAACUUGAUUAAAGAUGCACUCACUAGAACUGUCCCCAAACUGGAGCCGUACGGUAUGGCAGACCUAUCAAGAGCUGUGAGAUAUGCAUUCAAUUUAUUGAACGAUUUUAACAGCACAAACCGUGGCUCUGAAUGCAACCAGGCAAUCAUGAUCAUCUCCGAUAUGCUCACCGAAACAGCUGAAGACGUCUUCAAAGAACUCAACCCAAAUCAAACGACAAGAGUGUUCACCUACCAAACAGGACGUGAAGUAGAUGGACCUACUAAUCUCAUCAAGGUCGCAUGUGACAAUCGAGGUUACUACACUCGACUAGCAACAAUCUCUGAUGUCGAAGAACAUGUUACGAGUUAUCUUCAUGUGCUUAGUCGACCGAUGGUGAAUAAACGACUUCGUAAAACCGUCUGGAGUAGCGUCUAUUGGGAUGCCUUAGGUCUUGGUUUGACAUGCUCUGUAUCUCAACCAGUCUUCAACGUCAAAAACGAAACGAUGGACAAGGGAAUUCUCGAAGGAGUAGCAGGAUGCGAUGUUCCCAUCAAGGAAUUGAAAAAGUUUACCCCGCCGUUUAAGCUCGGUGUGAAUGGAUACUCGUUCGCGGUUACAAAUAACGGAUACAUCCUCUUCCAUCCGGAACUGAGAUAUCUUCAUACAGAUGGGAGUGUCAAACCGAAUUACAACAGUGUGGAUCUAUCCGAAGUUGAAUUAUCCGAUACUGACGAUGUGGACAUCCAACCGAGAUCUUCGCAACUAGUUACGCCGAUGGAGCUCCGUAAUUCAUUGGUUGACCGGGAUACAGGCGGCGUUACCAUGGAGAUUAAGUACAUGUUUGAUGAGAUGAAAAGAGUCAGCAUUCGUCGUAGCAAAUAUUACUUCACAUUUUUAUUCGAAACACCCUACAGCUUGGGUAUCUCUCUCCCUGAGGCAUACGCUAGUAAACAUCUGAAAACUCCAGCUACGUUUGACAUGGAAUCUUCAGGCAACUAUUCAAGUGCAGAUGUAUGCGAAAUACAACAAGCUGCAAGACUUUUAUUUGGAGACGGAACGCUGGGGACAACAAUUAUUGCCAAUUGGUUAUACUGUAAGAUCAAUUACAGUUCUUCUGAGCGAUACGAGGGUGAGGAGCAUGUGGCUAGAUUCCUUGAAGAUGCCGCCAAAAGAGGUGGCAAACUGAGCCCUACUUGUGACACUGUGAUGGUGAACCACCUAAUCUUUGAUGCUAAUGUCACUCGCUUUAUGCCGGAUUACUGGAAAUUGGUUUACGGUGAAGCGCUUCCAAGCACCGUGGACACCACCAUGUUCACCACCCUAUCAACCAACGAGUCCGAUUCAGAUGCAAUCUCCAGCAUCCAGGACAUCUUGGCCCAGAUAGAUGACUAUUGUUCCCCUGGAGGACAGGGGUACACCACGGCCACACCCCACAAUAAGACAGAAGAUUCUGAGGAUGGAGAAGUAAUGACUACAGAAGAUAGUGGCACGCAUCCUACAGAAGCACCCAACAUGCGUUACACCACAUCGCUCUUUGGAACAACGGAAGAUGUUCCAUACGUGGAAUUCCCAUACCUCGAUCCAAUAAGAGACGGUGUGGUCCUGUCCUUUCUUGGUACAUACGGUGGCCUAACACGGAUAUACCACAACCCAAACAUGUACUAUCCAUUUUCGGAUUUUUCCAACAAAGAGGAACAAAGCACAAUCGAGGAGGAUUACUUUAGAAGACCAGUAGAUGAAAUCAACGAGGGAUUUAUAUAUUCUGUCCCGUUUGAUUCGGAGUUAGAAUACAGCUUUGAUCCUUUGGUGACAGCAAGCACAGCAAUACGUGCUACCAAAGAUGGUUCUUCAUUUGUUACAGCGGCUGCUGGCUAUCAAUUUUUGGAGAGUGCCUUACAGGAUUUAUUUUUCAACAUUACACGCCAACACGACGAAGAGGACUGUGGCUACGACUGCACCCCGUCAUGUUUCAAUGACAGUGUAGAUUGCUUCCUCAUCGACAACCAUGGUUACAUUGUAGUUUCAAAGGACCAAUCACAGGUGGGAUCACAUUUUGCCUCGCAUUCACAGAACAUAAGAUUGUUCGACAAGCUUAUCAACGAUGACAUAUUCAAGGAAGUAAAAGUGGUUGAUUAUCAAGGAAUGUGUGGCCGUGAUAUCAUAGUCAGUGCUGCCCCAACGCUUCACAAUACAUUAUCAAAUAUUCUGUCAAUGUUCACCUGGUUGGCCAAUCAAUUCACAGUCUUCCUAAGCCAUAUCAGUGUGUACGAUUGGUUGGUAUCUACAUUAUCGCCUGUAGAUGCAUUAGCUGAGAGAGUAUGGUAUGAGCCCUGUGAUCUCGAGUACUCAUUUUAUGUUGCGAAUAAAUCUGAUAACUUCGUGGGAGGCCAACUAUACGGUUACUUCCAAACUUUUUGUGACGACUGCAUCAAAUCUUUCGGUGUGCAGCCAGUGCCUUAUUCUAACCUCCUUCUAGUCAUCCAGGACAGAGACUGUACAUGCGAGCCUAGAGAUAGCGUUCAACUAGAUCCUAUAGAGGUAGAAUACAAUGAAACAGCCUGGUGCCAAAAACUACGACAAUUCAAGACAAGGCGGAGACCUGAUACGUGCUUCAACUAUGAUAAAAAAGAGGAUUCUUCAGAGUGUGGGCGUGGCUUCGCAACCCAACCUUCCACCAUUCUCAUUCUCACUGCUCUUGUUUUGACCGCAUGGUGGCGUCACCAUUAACUGUCUUUGGUCUCCAAAGGACAAAUUUUGCCGUUAUUCUUCUCUUGACAUGUUUAAUUUGGUGUGCGAUUUUCAUUUACGGUGCAGAAGCAAUUUGAACAAUAAAAUAUUUCAAGCGGAUGAUGAAUACUUCCAAGCUAUAUAUUCGGAUCCGAAUUCACGAGGAUGGAAUUCAAGAGAAGAAAAACCAAUCCUUGAUGAUAUUCUUCAUACUUUACUUCUGUGCUGGGAUGUUCUCUUGUGCAAUCUAUUGGACACUGAAAUGAUGAGCCCGUCAGCUCUCAAGGACUAUAGUGUUGUGACAAAGAGGGUGAAAAAGUGUUGUGACAGAGAGGGUGAAAAGAAAGCAGAAUUCCUUUUAUUUAUAAAAGGAAGAGCUUGGAUUUCGGAAUGUUUAAUUAUACUUCUUCCUCAUAAACUAUGACAAUAUGCGAGUGGUAUAUGGCUCGAUAUCAUGAAUGGCGUUUUAUUAAUUGAUUUAUUGCACAUUUGAAAUCAAAGAGGUCAAAUCAUUUCAUGCAUGUUCAUUUCAUAAUGGAACAAUUAAUCUCGUUGGUAUACCCAGUGUCUUGAGUUUACCAUAGCCUUGUGACCGAUUGACAUAUACAAUAUUUGAAUCAUUUUGACUAUGUCAUGAGUGAUGUCUCAUCAUGACGAGUUCUACGUAGGAAGUUUAUCAAUUUGAUUUUGACUACAUUUUUAUAUUAACAUGACAUUAGUGCAUUACAAGGAUUUUUUAUACUAGGUGAGCAACAUUUGCUUUACGUUUUUCGUAUACGGUUUGUGCCUUUUUUACAUUUUUGAAUUAAAAUGUUUUUACCUCUUGUAUGGUGAUGAAGGAUGAAGGAUAAAAAGGUUGAUGGUGGAGGCCUAUACAAAUAGUAAUGUAAAAAAAAAAUGAAACAAGAGCAAUUACAAAAUGUUAUUUAUCAUAAUUAUUCAUGUCGAGAAAGCGUCUCAAUAAUUAUGUUUCUUUUUAUUUUCAGCCUGAUUCAGGUAUGGUCUUUUUUCAUGAUUCAGCUGAUCAUUUAGCAUGAGGCAAUGUUAAUGACCUUUUUAAAACAAACUGCCUGAUUAUUUCACUCACCUGAUGGUGAGUUAUAAUUAUGAAAGAAUCGUUCAAGCCUAUGCGAUUUCAGUUGCAGAAUGUCUUUCAAGUGAUAAAGUGCGUUAUUUUGUUACACCUCGAGUUGAAGCAAAAUUACAAUAUAUUUCUUUGCUUUUUGUCUCUAGAUUUGUUUAAUGUGUAUCGAACUACCGCUGAAAGGGUAAUGCACUUGUUAAUUUUAUUUAAUCAUAGCAGUAUUCAGAAACGUGGAUCGAGAAACGUGGAUAUAUUAAUAAUUUGAAUAGGGAAAGUAUGUAUAAUCAAUCAUCAACAUCAAUAUGUAGGUGUAAAGUAAUUUAAUUGAAAAUAUCCGUAUAUUUGAAUUAUAAAAUUGAACUUUAUUCCUUUGCAUCUUUUGGUUUCAGUAAAUGGAUUAUAUUCAAAUUCUUCUCCAUCUCUCUCUCUCUCUUUUCAUCUUUAUAUAUCACUAAUAUUUUCCGAAAAUUUUGUUGAGCUCUUUAAAAUAUGAAUUGAAGCAAAUGCAGUAUUGUGAUAUGCAUUAAGCAUAAGAUUUAUUCAGUGUGUGCCAUUUCUUGACAUAUAAUGUGAUUAUGAAAUUAGGCUAGUGCUGGCAAAUGCCAAACGUUUUCUAAAAUGAGAUGAAAUUCAGGUAAAAUCGAUCAAACCAAGUAACAAACCUACACGAAUUAAUCAACAUGAUCAAUGUCAAUGAUCAAAGAUUUUAAAUUAAAAUGUGGAUAGCAAGGGAGCCGAACAACAACAAAAACUGAAAACCGUCGGGUGAAAAAUAAUUUCCAUUCCCUGAAAAGGGAGAUCGUCUUGUAGUAACAAAUUACGUAGUCUGCACUUUCCAUGGGACCUACAUGCAGUCCACCCCAUAAUAAUAGGCCAAGCAAAAUGAGAAAAUAUGUUUCCCUGUGAAACACUAUGAAUACGAUUUGAAUUUAACAAAAAACAUUUGGCCCGUACCGCCUUAACAUUUCAAAAGAUUAAUUUGUUUUAAAGGGCCCUUUUUUUUGUUACAAUGGUGCUCUGUGGGGCUUCCAACCUCGUGUCGAACGUGUACUAUCAGUGAUACUUCUUGAUUUGUAUUUUCUCAGGCUGUAGAGCUUGAACAACAGUGCUUUUU
Messenger RNA from Strongylocentrotus purpuratus (purple sea urchin), 6131 nucleotides. Its product is annotated as voltage-dependent calcium channel subunit alpha-2/delta-3. Gene Ontology annotation, molecular function: voltage-gated calcium channel activity. Gene Ontology annotation, cellular component: voltage-gated calcium channel complex. The transcript has 38 exons. Lineage: Eukaryota; Metazoa; Echinodermata; Echinoidea; Camarodonta; Strongylocentrotidae. The record is from RefSeq and is a predicted model, not a curated record. Bases 214 to 3933 code for a protein of 1239 amino acids.